This is a messenger RNA of Cyprinodon variegatus (sheepshead minnow), 1292 nucleotides long. RefSeq names its product tumor protein p53 inducible protein 3 (gene tp53i3). The record is from RefSeq and is a predicted model, not a curated record. The transcript has 6 exons. Gene Ontology annotation, molecular function: quinone binding; NADPH binding; quinone reductase (NADPH) activity. The coding region runs from base 167 to 1132 and encodes 321 amino acids. NCBI's taxonomy places the organism in Eukaryota, Metazoa, Chordata, Actinopteri, Cyprinodontiformes, Cyprinodontidae.
UGCGCUGUUUUUUUUUUUAUGUCCUUGUGGUUAGUAAUAAAUCCUGCCCCCUCUGGAAGCGGUUCCCUGGAGUCUAUUUAAGAAAUGGAGCAACCAAACUUCCCUGAAAAGGUUUUUUAGAGCUGAUCUACUUGAACGUCGCUAUUAGCCACCCUGAGAUUAUCAAAUGUCUCAAAUCCUUCAAACUGGAGUAUUUUUACUAAGAAAAACCUACAACACAACCUGGUACAGGAGUUGCUCAAGCUUUGCAAAGAUGAUGCGGGCAGUUUGCGUUGAUGUCCCAGGAGGACCAGAGAAUCUGGUGCUGCGGUCCAUCCCAAGACCUGAGCCUAAAGAUGGAGAGGUCCUGAUAAAAGUCCAUGCAGCUGCCCUCAACAGAGCAGACUUAUUACAGAGAAGAGGUUUGUAUCCUCCUCCUGCAGGUGAAAGUGAUAUCAUAGGUCUGGAGGUAGCUGGAACUGUGGACACUCUGGGUCAGAGACUAAAGCGGAACUGGAAACCAGACGACAGGGUGAUGGCUUUGCUGUGUGGAGGAGGAUAUGCUGAGUAUGUUUCUGUAUCCGAGGAGCUUUUAAUGCCUGUUCCCAACGACCUCACGUUCUGCCAGGCUGCUGCCAUCCCAGAGGCUUGGCUCACUGCUUUCCAGCUGCUGGUCUUUAUAGGUAAACAAAUAAUUGAAAUCCUAAACAGGACACUGACCAUAUAUCUGAUAAAUGAAUUGUGUGAUCUGGCAGGAAAAGGAGCAAAUGUGAUCCUGGACUGCGUUGGUGGGAGUAACUGGGAGAAAAAUGUGAGUUCCCUGGCCGUGGAUGGCAGAUGGGUGCUGUACGGCACCAUGGGAGGCAGGACGGUGGAGGGAGACCUGCUGGGAAAGCUGCUGUCCAAGCGAGGCCACCUCCUUUGCAGCCUCCUGCGCUCUCGCAGCCUUCAGUAUAAAGCAGAGCUGAUUCAGGCUUUUGAGGAAAGGGUGUUGCCAUAUUUCUCAGGGCAGGCUGCCACCCUGAGGCCAGUGAUCGACAGCAGAUUUAAAAUGGAGGACGUUGCAGAGGCUCAUAGACACAUGGAAGCAAACAGAAACAUGGGCAAGAUUAUUAUCAAUGUGACUCUGAGUGAGGAAAAACUCCACCAUUAAUACCUACUGAUGUGAUGCACCUUGAAAAUGUUGAUUUCCCUUAACUCAGAAAAUGUUUUCUUGUUUUUCAUAUUGACUCAGUAAUAAAAUGGUCUGAAUGUGAUUUUUUUUUUUUUGAUGAGCAGUGUUUUUUCUGUUAAGGAUGAUUACCCAAUAUGUA